Anguilla anguilla (European eel) is the source of this 5144-nucleotide messenger RNA. RefSeq names its product transcriptional regulator ATRX-like. The transcript has 15 exons. The record is from RefSeq and is a predicted model, not a curated record. NCBI's taxonomy places the organism in Eukaryota, Metazoa, Chordata, Actinopteri, Anguilliformes, Anguillidae. Bases 38 to 3952 code for a protein of 1304 amino acids.
GCACCAGGCUGGGGCAGUUGUAGAGCUGAUUAGAACAAUGACGGGAGAGACCGUGCAGGAGAUACCUGAAUCUGGAGCAGUGUUCACUUUUGGGAAAAGCAAGUUUGCAGACAAUGUACCCAGCAAAUUCUGGCUGAGAAAUGACAGACCUGUGGAAAUCUGCUGCGGUGAUGAACACACAGCAUUAAUCACAGGUGAUGGGAAACUGUAUAUGUUUGGCAGUAAUAACUGGGGCCAGCUGGGCCUGGGAACAAAGACGACAGUGAAUAAACCCACUUGUGUGAAAGCCCUAAAGCCUGAAAGAGUGAUGCUAGCUGCUUGUGGACGGAAUCACACAAUCGUGUACACAUCGCGAGGGAACGUGUACGCGGCCGGCGGCAACAGAGAAGGGCAGCUGGGCCUCGGAGACCGCCAGGAGAGGACGUCGUUCCAGCUGCUGGGAUUCUUCAGCUGCCAGGGCCCAAUCAAAAUGCUGGCUGCCGGCUGCAACAUCUCUGCUGCUCUCACUGAGGAUGGGAGGUUGUUUAUGUGGGGGGACAACUCGGAGGGUCAGAUCGGACUGGGAGAUGAGAGCAACACACUGCGCCCUCGGGAGGUGACCGUGGGCAGGCCUAUCUCCUGGGUCUCCUGUGGCUACUACCACUCUGCUUUUGUCACAAUUGAUGGGGACCUGUUCACCUUCGGGGAGCGUGACGGGGGGAAGCUGGGCUUAUCCCCCGAGCAGCUAGACGAGCACAGAGUGCCUCAGCCUGUGCUGACCAUAACGGACCGGGUCAUCCAGGUGGCCUGUGGCGGGGGCCACACUGUGGCCCUCACAGAGGAUGAGCUCUACACGUUCGGGCUGGGUCAGUUUGGACAGCUGGGCCACGGCACCUUUAUCUUCCAGUCCCCCGUCCCCAGAGUGGUGGAGCACUUCCGGAAGGGGAGGCUCAGCCGCGCGGCGUGCGGAGAGAACCACACCGCCGUGGUCACAGACACUGGGCUUCUGUACACGUUUGGAGAUGGCCGCCAUGGGAAACUGGGCCAGGGGGAGGAGAAUUUCACCAACCUGUUCAAGCCCACGCUGAGCCCGCGCUUCCUCAAGUACCGCGUGCAGUCUGUGGCCUGCGGAGGCUGCCACAUGCUGGUACUGGCUGUGCCCAGGUCUGAAGAGGAGGAGCUGUCACUGGAAGACGAUGACGUCACAGAAAACUACCUGGAGAUGUCCUACAUGGAGCUCCUGGGCAGCACCUCUGCCCCCGCCCCCCUCCAAAGGAGCCUGUCUGCCCGGCUGAGGCGCAGAGAGAGGGAGCGGUCUCCGGACCAGUUUGGGCCCAUGUUCCGCACCUUGCCUGCUUUGACAUGUGGGUUCCUCAGUGCCUCCUUGCCAGUUCCCAGCCAGACCCUUCCUGCCAGACGGCCACCCAGGAACACACACAAACCGGCCCCUCCGAGGACAGUGGAGCUCAGGAAAGGAAGAAGGGAACAUGAAAGAUCCACCGAUGAGAAAUCCCACGAGGAUGACAAGAGCAUGAAUUAUUUGGGAGAUACCUCUGACUUGCUAAACCUGACCCAUGUGAUGAGGACGAACCAAUCUGAGAAGACUCUGAACUUCUCCCCUGUUCAUAAGGAGAAGAAAGCUGAGGUUGUGAGGAGGGGUGGUAAGAAUGUGGAGAGGCAGAUGAAGUUCCAUGCAGAAGAACAGGCCUCUCCAGGGGAAAAGGUGGCCCUCAGGCCACAACAGGCCCUGCCCACUAAAUUGCUGCAGACUCCAUGGUCUCCACUCAAACAAAGCCCCAGGCAUGGAACUCUCCGGAGGAUUGACAGUGGCAAGGAGAACAUCCUUGCAGCAGGCAAGGGGGUGAAGUCUGCAGGCUCCAAAAGUGGUGGCGGGAAACCGAAAGCAGAUGCCCAGGCUCCAGUUCUGGGUGGGGUCCCUGAGCCUGGGCCUAAACCAGUGAAAUGUGAGCCUGUCGGAACAAAAAGGCAUCUCUUACAGGUGGAUAGGAAAAGCAAAGAGGUUGAUAGGAAAAAAAAGGAGGUGAGGACACAGUCUGUUGACGUCAAAGGUCAACAAAUAGCAGAACAGUCUCCUAGUGACAUAAAGGGCACAUCUGUAAAACCCAAAAUUACAGGAACAGGAAACCAGUGCGAAACCAUGGAGGUCAAAAGUAUAUCCUUAUUAGUCAAAAGAAAACAAGUAGAGGAGAAAUCCACACCUGUAAGAGUUCAGACCAAGCCCAUAUUAGUGCAGAGUGAACCUGCUGAGGUAAAAGAUGCACCAGAAAGACAAAUAGCAACACAUCUGCCCAGGGUUAAAAAAAAGGAAGUACUUUCUGGGCGCUGCAAGAAGUUGCCUGAAGAUUCUCCUGUGCAAAAGUCCAAAUCAGCCACGAGCCUUAAACAGAAAGUAGAGCACCCAGAUGGCGUUUCUGAGGAGGGAAUGAAAAUGGACAGUGAUGAGAAGGUGAAAAGACCUGCCUCCAAAGGGAAAGCAGGAAGCAGGAGAUCCGCCAUCACAGAAGUUGCUGCGUUCCUGCCAGACGUGGCUACAGCAGAUGCUGUGCAGGGUGCGAUAAGGGAGGUGGCAUCGAGUUUGGGUGGUGCGGCAGCACCCUCCACCCCCCAGGGGCAACACCUCUCCUGGAGCCAGUCUUCGGGGUCCUGUGGCCCGAAGCCUGGGGAGCGGUCUGCAGUCACCAUAAAUGUUCUCCCAGAGGCAGGACGUCCCACACAGGCAUUGGAUGAGGGUGACAUGGGUGGUAAUCUGGGAGGUGAAAUGGAAAGGUCAGGAGGCUGGUCUGAAUCCAGUGAGGAUGAAAAGCUGUCAGAUGAAGGAGAAAAAGAGGAGAGCAGGAAGGAAGGGGGGGAGGGGGAGGAGAGUAGCAGUGGGGAAGCUGAGAAUGAAAGCACCAGCAGAGAUCAGAGCUCUGGGGGUCUGGAUAACCGCAGUGAAGAGGCACAGAGCGAAAGAGGGGUUGAGGAAGAGGAAGAGGAGGGGGGAACGGAGAGCCGGAACUCUGAGGAGACACAGGAUGAGGAGGAAAGUCAGGAGGAGGGGAGUGCAAGGUCCCUGAAGGAUGGUGAGCAGACAACAGAAAAGAGUGAGGGAGGAGAGAAAAGACUGGAUGAAGGGAGUGAGGCUGAGGUAGAGGGAGUGGAGGAGGAGAGUGCAGAGGAGGAAGGAGAAGAGGACAGUGGGGGAGAGAGUACCGAUGAGGAACAUGAUGAAGGGGAAGAUGGCAAAGUGAGUGAGGAAGAUGAGAAGAGCAGAGAGGAAUCAGAGAGCGAGAUGGAGAGCAGGAAAGAGGGAUCAGACGAAGAAGAAGAGGGUGAACAGGAAGUAAGUGAGGAGGGUGAAGAGUCUUCAGUGGAAGAAAAAGAAGAAGAGGGGGAAGAGGAAAGUGGAGCAGAAGAAGAGGGAGAAGAGGAGUCAGGUGAAAGUGGAGUAGAAAAUGAAGAAGCAGAGGAGGAUGAUGAUGAAGAAACUGAGGAUGAAGAGGAGGAGGAAAAAGAAGAGGAAGGAGGGGAUGGAGAUGAGGGGGAGGAAGAGGGGGAAGAGGAAAAUGAAGAUGAGGAAGAAGAAGGGGAGGAAAAAGAAGAGGAGGAAGAAGAAGAAAAAGAGGAUGAAGAGGAGGAAGAUGGAAAAGAAGAAGCAGAAGAAGAGGGGGAAGAAGAGGAGGAGGAAGCUGAGGAAGAAAAAGAGGAAGAGGAAGAAGAGGGGGAAGAGGAGGAGGAAGAAGAAGAGGAGGAGGAGGAAGAAGAGAGCACAUCAGCAACAGGGAAAGCCAAAGGCAAAGAGACCCAGAAAGGUAAAUCCGCAGCAACAACUAAAAAAAAAGAUGGCAAUGUUACCAAGCCACCCACUAAGGCCCAACAGGGCACAUCAAAGAAGAGGCAGGCGCUUGAUUCUUCACAGGACACCCAACAGUUUUGGAAUGAUGUCCUGCCUCAGUACCUCAAUCUGAAAUGACCAGCCUCACCAGCACCCUGAUCACACACCAAACGUUUCAUUACAUGACAAGACAUUUUUGUUUCUUUGACCAGCAUAAUAGAAUAGAAUACAAUAGAAUAGACUAGAAUAGAAGAGACUGCUCUUCAUUAUGUUUUUUUUUCUGUUGGUGCUGUUGCCAAUUUGAAUGGCAUUUUCUUCAAAACUAGAAAUGAUUCAGAUGGCAUCAGUGCAAAACUGCCAUUUUAGCUCUUGACAUUAUUUUCCCCCCAUUUUUAGCUCACUUGGGUUCUAAAAUUUCUGCCAUAAAGGGGAAUUUUUAAUCAAAUUGUGCAUGCUCGAUUGGCUCAGACCACACAUAUGCGUGCUGCAGCAGAGAUUAUGUGAAUUAAGGAGAUGUUUCUGCCUGGAAAAGCUUCUCUGAUUCACGGUGCUUUACAUUACAACAGGCAGAGUGCCUCAGUGUCGACCAACUCUGAAAUCUACAGGAGUGACAGACUUUCAGAACCUUUCUAAUCCUUCCAGAACCUGAUGAUUGCCAGGAAACAGUCCAACUGCACUGUCCUUUGGAAAAGGAUUCUUUCACAUCAGGGGCCUUUUGGUGGUCACAGAUAUCAAAGAGAAAAGUUGUGAAAGUCAUGAAAGAGAAUAAAGCUUGCAUAAAACAUCUAAACAAGUGUGCUGGCAAGCUAACCUGUUAUUCAAAUUUAAGAACAGACCACACCAUGGUAGGAUCGAGUUCCAAGUAUGAGUUCCACUGGCCUCAUUUGAGGCCUAGUGUGUAGAUAUAUUCCUUUUUAAAACCAUUCAGUCAGUCAUGACAAACACAUGUUCAAUAGUGUAUUGUUCAGUACUUUUGUUGUCGGUGCUGUGACUAGUAAAUGGGAAGCCGUUCCGAAGUCAGUAUUUGGUUUCUCGAAGUUGGUAUUUAGCUUCCCAAAGUCGGUAUUUGGUUUCCCGAAGUCAGUAUUUAGUUUCUCAAAGUUGGUAUUUAGCUUCCCAAAGUCGGUAUUUGGUUUCCCGAAGUCAGUAUUUGGUUUUCGGAAGUCGGUAUUUAGUUUCUCGAAGUUGGUAUUUAGCUUCCCAGAGUCGGUAUUUGGUUUCCCGAAGUCAGUAUUUGGUUUCCCGAAGUCGUUAUUUGGUUUCCCGAAGUCGUUAUUUGGUUUCCCGAAGUCAGUAUUUGAUUUUCCAAAGUCGAUAUUUAGUUUCUCGA